AUGGCCUCAGGCCCACAUUACGCCCCUCUGGCAGAGGAUGACUUUGAGUCAGAUGACCCGGGUUCACACACCCACCCGGCUCCAUCACAGGCACACACCCGCCCAGCUUCACCCACUGCCACGCUUCAAGCAUACCUGGAAAUUCAAUGGAUCUAUGCUGGUGUUGAGUAUGACUCGUUCGAAAACGCUAUCUGUGCCUCGGCAAAUAGUUUAGGCAUCACCAACCAAGCCUACGUCGAUUGGACCAUCUCCGUGACAAGGGACAUCACCCGGCGCGAAGUAGUUAACGUUUACAAUGUCCUCAGCAAUAAGGUAUAUGAACAUCGGAACGACUUCCUCAAGGAGUGUGACACCACCCACGCCACCUUCAGACAGAUGGACAGCUCAAUGACAGGACUUCACACCAAGGCUGACACUGCCGGAAACCUUGCACUCAAAGCCGUCGAAGAGAACAAGCAGUUGAAGGCAGAAAUCAUCACUGUCAAAGCAGACCUGGACAUGCUCAAUCACAACAACAUGGAACUCGUCAAAUGGUACAAGGAACUCACAGCCAAGUUUAUGCAAUUGGAACAAGACCUGUCAAACUGCACCAUGUUUGGUAUCACUACCGCUCCAGCCCCUGUCGUAUCACAGGCUUCACGUAUCAAAGCCUCAGAAUCACCCAAGUACAAAGGCAACAAGGGUUCAGAAGUCACUCUCGAGCAAUGUUUACAGAAGAUGGGCCUCUGGUUCCGCAUUCAGAACAUCACUACGGACGACGACAAAAUCACCUUGGCACUUACGUACCUGGAAGGUGGCGUGCAUGACUACAUCGAGGACUACAUCGAAACAGCAGCAAGCGGUGAAUCCCUUGGAACCUGGACUGACUUCGUCAAUCGACUCAAGGCAGGCUAUCGUCAACUGGCUCCGGAGAAGACGGCACAAACAUCCCUCAAAGAGUGGUGCUCGAAGACGCACACCACCGUUAUUCAGUUUGCCGAGAACUUCGGCCGCUAUGCCUCAAAGUCAGGUUAUGCCGAUGUAGAGCUCAUCCAUCGCAUCGACAACCAAGUUGGCAUGAACUCGCAAAUUCUGACAGUCAUGACGGCAAUGCAGCAAGUCAACCUGAUGCUGAUUCCAACGAAAUGGGAACACUAUCUGGAUUGGGUACUCAAGCUGGAAAUGGAAACUCGUGGAAAUCAGGCCAAGUUGUCUUUGCAGCAGCACACAACUAGUCGCCCUCUGCAGAACCCCAAUGCCAUGGACGUUGACACAAAGAAACUGUCCAAGGAACAGCUCGAAUGGCUCGACAAGAAGCUCUGA
Dichomitus squalens LYAD-421 SS1 is the source of this 1302-nucleotide messenger RNA. RefSeq lists its product as uncharacterized. The coding region runs from base 1 to 1302 and encodes 433 amino acids. Lineage: Eukaryota; Fungi; Basidiomycota; Agaricomycetes; Polyporales; Polyporaceae. The record is from RefSeq and is a predicted model, not a curated record. The transcript has a single exon.